Messenger RNA from Apis dorsata (giant honeybee), 4441 nucleotides. RefSeq names its product tyrosine-protein kinase transmembrane receptor Ror-like (gene Ror). Gene Ontology annotation, biological process: protein phosphorylation; positive regulation of kinase activity; cell surface receptor protein tyrosine kinase signaling pathway. Gene Ontology annotation, cellular component: membrane; signaling receptor complex. The record is from RefSeq and is a predicted model, not a curated record. Gene Ontology annotation, molecular function: protein binding; transmembrane receptor protein tyrosine kinase activity; ATP binding. NCBI's taxonomy places the organism in Eukaryota, Metazoa, Arthropoda, Insecta, Hymenoptera, Apidae.
AAAAGUAUGUUCCUUUGUUUUUAUUCAGUUAAAUCCGAGUAAUCGUGGUUUGAAAUUUGUAGAAGUAUAAGAAAAUAAGUAUAAAAAAACAAGGGUAAGUCUACGACAUUAAUGAAAUUUCGGCGCGAAAUUUCUCCUCCAGAAUUUCAUUGAAACGCGAACCGGAACGUUUCGCGCGUUCAAGAAAUUUAUUGGUCGAUUUUAAAAUGAUCGAUCGAAUUCAUCGAUAGAUGUCACUCGUGAAAUUUAUUAUUUAGUUAAGUGAACCGACUAUUUGAGAUUCAUGAAGUCAAAAGAAAUUUUCGAAUUUAUAUUUCGAUUAAGCAUGAGAUUUUAGAUUCCGCGUUAUUAUGUACUUAAACAAAACAAAUCGAGAUUAACGCUGAUCGAUUUCGAGGAAUAGUUUCGUCAUUAGUUUUGUGAAUUUGAGGGAAGGAAAAUGUGCGGGAAUGUGUCAUAAUUGACAUUCUUGAAUCGAAAUAUAUCGAUACGAUUAGAACUAGUUUCGAUUAGUGAACAAUGCGCACUGCGAAUGAAUACUCGACUUGCGUUUCGCGUGUUCGUAAUUGACUGUGGUGUUGAAGUGUGUUCUCCUCUUUAAAGACAUGAUGGGACGCCAAAGCUGCGGUAAACUGUGCUUUCUGUUCGUCGUACUACUUUUCGCAGCUACAUUAAAAGGUGGAAAUGGCGAUGUUGAAAAUCUGGAUCCAGAUGUGCAAGACUAUACCACUGAUGAAGAUUAUAAUGAUGUCUUUGAUGCAACAACUAACGGGACUGAAAUGGAGGCAGUGUCUGGGGCCAAAAGUGGCACUUUGAAAUUUAUACGGACUUUGACUAAUAUUUCGAAAGAUGCUGGUGGUGUGGCGCAUAUGCGAUGCGAGGUUGUUGGAGAUCCUCCGCCAACUAAAAUCAAAUGGUUCAAGAACGAAGCACCUCUCGAAGAGAAACGGCCGAAAAUCACAAUUAAGAAGAUACAUGCACAGGCGCAUGAACAUGCUGCGAAGAAUAUUGCCGGAAGUCGUUUAAAGAUCAUCAACUUAGAUGUCUCUGACGUAGGUUUCUACACUUGUCGCGUAACAAAUGGAAAAGAUCAGAUUCAAAGCGAAGGAACUCUUCGAGUCGAUUCUUCCAAAAACAGACAUGAAAAAAGAAAAGAAAGGAAUUCUUAUCGAUGGAAACGAGUUCCAGCACGCGAUCGUACGUGGCAAAGUCGAAUGCAUGUUAGAGAGAUGCAGCAGCGGUUACGUGUCCGACCCACGUAUUAUGUAUCUCGAACAGGAAAUGGAAAAGAUAAGACAACUCGAGUUCCUAUUCAUUCCGAUCAUCCCAUUAGUCAAACAUCGGAUGAUAGAUUUUCCCCGGAUAUGAUUGGUGGUGGUGAUUUCAUUGAAGGCAUUGGGCCUGGAGAUGGAUUAGACCUCUCAGGGACUGGAAUGUCAACGCCACAUAUCUCGCAUUUGGCAUCAACAAAUCCAUUUAGUAUAUUAUCACCAAGUCCACAACCAACUAGUUCUCAAACUAAUACUAUCGACAUUCAUACAAUCGGCGGCCUUAGAAAUGUCAAUAUGCAAUUAUCUCCUGGCAGAAAAGACAAUCAUGAAGGAAAAUGCGAAGUAUACAUAGGAAAAACAUGUGCACAAUUUUUAGGAAAUCAAUCUGUUUAUAUUCCAUAUCCAAUGACUCAAGAAUUACUUGAUGAUAAAUUGAUGAAAGCUUUUGGUGUUAUUAAAUACUCAAAUGAGGUUUCAUCAAAUUGUGAAGGUUAUGCAAAACCAUCAUUAUGUUUUUCUGCAUUUCCAAUAUGUCGUGAUCCUGACAGUAUUCUUAAACUUAAAAAUUCUGAAGCUAGUGCAAGUUUAUUUCAUUUUUUAAAUUCGAAUCAAGGUGAUUUAUCAAGAGAUAUGGAUGAUGGAGAUGAUGCAGAUGAUAUUACAGAAGCUCAUGAUAUUCCCAAAAAACGUAGUCCCACAUUGGGUCCUACCUCAGAAUUUAAUCCGUAUAAAGAUGGAAAAACUUCCAAUAAAAAAAUAAUAAAUCAAAGCUACGGUGAAACACAAUCAUCUAAUAGAAUGGAGAUCAAUCGUAAAUUACGAAGAAUUUGUCGACAAGAAUGUGAAAUGUUAGAGAAUGAUUUGUGCAAAAAAGAAUAUGCAAUUGCUAAAAGACAUCCACUGAUUGGACAUCAAGUGCCUUUAAUUGAUUGUUCAGAUUUACCGAUGGAAGAUACUCCCGAGGCUCGUGAUUGUUUAACUCUUGGAAUCUCUUCAGGAAACAAUGUACAGGAAAAUGACUAUUGUUACUGGGGAAGCGGAAAAUCUUAUCGUGGAAUCGUAAAAACAAGUAUUAGUGGAAGAUCAUGUAUGCAAUGGUCACAUGGUGAAUUUAAUCUUCAGAUUUCCGAUUAUCCCGAAUUAGCUGGAAAGCAUUCAUAUUGUCGCAAUCCAGGUGAUAAAGAAUUACAACCAUGGUGUUAUGUUUAUGUCGAUAGUAAACCACAAAAGGAAUUUUGUAAUAUACCUAAAUGUGUUGAAAAUUUAUGGAUCUAUGCAGUCGUUGGUUUUGUACUAACAGGAGGAUUUGUUACCAUAUUGGUCUGUUAUUGCUGCUGUUAUAGAAGCAAGAAAUCUAGAAGGCAAAUGAAUCAUUUGCCAACAAAUAAAAUGUUAACCGGUAUACAAUGUGACAAAAAUAUAUAUGAUGGAAGGCGAAGUACAACCCAACCUAUGGAAAUGAGUUCUCUUUUAGCUGGUCCUGGUAAUACAACACCUGGAACAGGAACAUUAAGUAGUGGCAGUAGUCGAACAUCCAAUAAUAGAGUACCACAAUUUACUACUAAUAAUGUUGUACUGUUACAAGAACUUGGAGAAGGAGCUUUCGGAAAAGUAUAUAAGGGAGAAUUACAAACGGGCAAUAAAUGCGAACCUCCAAUUUACGUGGCAGUGAAAACGUUGAAAGAGAAUGCAAGUCCAAAAACACAGAGCGACUUCAAACGGGAAGUUGAUUUGAUGACAGACCUAAGGCAUCCAAAUAUUAUUUGCCUACUGGGUGUAAUACUGAAAGGGGAACCAAUGUGCAUGUUGUUCGAGUACAUGACCCAAGGGGAUUUACACGAGUUUCUCAUUUGCCAUUCACCAAGAUCAGACGUUCCAUUGAACAAUGGAAACGGAAAAAUUCUGGAACAACCGGAAUUUUUGCACAUCGCAUUACAAAUAGCAUCUGGUAUGGAAUAUUUAGCCAGUCAUCAUUACGUUCACCGAGACUUAGCUGCGAGGAAUUGCCUAGUUGGAGAUAACUUAACAGUAAAAAUCUCCGAUUUUGGUUUAUCUCGUGAUAUAUACAGCAGUGAUUACUACAGAGUUCAAUCUAAAAGUUUAUUACCUGUUCGAUGGAUGCCGCCAGAAUCAAUUCUUUACGGCAAAUUUACCACAGAGUCCGACGUAUGGAGUUUCGGAGUUGUAUUAUGGGAAAUUUAUAGUUACGGUUUACAGCCAUAUUACGGAUACAAUAAUCAAGAAGUAAUAGACAUGAUUCGAUCACGGCAAUUAUUACCCUGCCCCGAGGAUUGUCCAACUAUGAUUUAUAGUCUAAUGAUAGAGUGCUGGCACGAAGUAGCUAAUCGCAGACCGCAGUUCCCGGAGAUUCAUCAUCGUCUGCACAACUGGUACAUAAACCAAACUUACCUGAGCGAUUUCUGUAACGAAUCUAUCACCAGUUAUUCCGGAAGCAGUCAUAAAAGCACAAAUAAAACCAAUUCCACACAGUUAUCAGCGCCAAUAUAUAAGUGCGAUCCGAAGGAUAUGAAUUUCAAAGCGAACACGGAUCAACAACCUUCAUUCUGUAACUUAAACGACCACAGUAAUGGUAUCAAGAUGUUGCCACCAAGCUUCCAGAACACAAACCUCAUCGAGCAGAGGCCAAACUGUGGCUUCAAUGAACAUGGUACGCCGAUGAAGACCUCUAUCUAUCCGAAUCAAACGACAAAUAUCAAUUUAAAUGAUUUCGACGAGAAACAGUGUUGCUCGCCAAAAUUAAGCGGAGCGAAGAAAGUAUUGCCUCCGGCACCUCAACCGAUGAACAAAAUAAAUACGCCUAAUGGAACUAGACCAAUGCAAAACGGAGCACAAUUAGUUGUUAGGUUACCAGACCCUAGUAAGGUCACUACAGAGACCAGGGUAUCGAAGUGAAUAUAAUUAAAGAUUGUUUCACUUAGACGAUUUUUGUAUGAAUUUUAUAAUUUCAUAAAUCACACGUUAUACAAGAUAUAUAUCUAUACCUCUACAUUCGUUUCAUAAGUAAAAGAAUUCGAUCUUCAAAGCUUUCGGGUAACGUUUGUUAAACAGGAUAAGUAAACAAACCUCUCACUAAUAUCUAAUCACUGCCAUUUUCGUAUUUAUUUAUUUCUUUCGAUUGAAAUAUAAAUAUUUUAUAUACUGUCGAUAAA